UUCACCACCGCUCUCUCCUCACUCCCCGAGUGCUGGAUAUUGGGGUUUCUAACGUACGCCGGUUUUCUGCUGAAUUAGUCGCAGACUCCGCUCACGUGUGCUAUGGGUCUACUUGACCAGCUUUGGGACGAUACCGUGGCCGGACCACCACCGGACAACGGCCUCGGCAAGCUCCGGAAACAUUCCACCUUCAAUUUCCGGUCAACCACCGGCAAGGAAUCAGACGGUCAAAACGGGCGAUCGUUAGGUGAUGAUGCCAGCGAGGAGGUAACAAAAGUUACGCGCAGUAUCAUGAUAGUAAAGCCACCUGGAUAUCAGUUUGGAUCUCCUCCGGUUUCCCCUGCCGGCUCUACUCCUCCGGUAUCGCCCUUUUCCGGAGGCAGAGAGUCCUUUCGCUUUCGAAGAAGAUCGACAUCAGAUGCAUAUGAGAAGGCAAGCGAGGUUGGACCCAGGAGUCCUGCUCCUCCUUACGACGUCUGAUAUAUGAGAGAUCACUCCUUUUGUUAUCUUGCAUCCGGCUGCUGUAAUGUUUUCAAUUCUGGAAGAAGUGUUUGGGUUUGUAAUGGCGUGUGCGAAGACCCAAGUGUUAUGUGUGUGUUUACAUGCUUGUGUAGCAGUGUUUCGGAAUUUGGAUCUUUUAGCUUUAGUGAUAAGCUGCGAGAUAGGUUGGUACUUUUAAGCAGUGAACUUGUGAUAGUGUAGUUAUGCUAUCUGUAUAUAUUAUUAUAAGCUUUCUUUCCUUUUCUUUUCUUCA
Molecule: messenger RNA, 754 nt
Organism: Ricinus communis (castor bean)
Lineage: Eukaryota; Viridiplantae; Streptophyta; Magnoliopsida; Malpighiales; Euphorbiaceae
Product: dormancy-associated protein homolog 3
Exons: 3
Coding region: 103-480 (125 amino acids)
Source: RefSeq, a predicted model, not a curated record